Molecule: messenger RNA, 1152 nt
Organism: Pseudocercospora fijiensis CIRAD86
Lineage: Eukaryota; Fungi; Ascomycota; Dothideomycetes; Mycosphaerellales; Mycosphaerellaceae
Exons: 1
Coding region: 61-1152 (363 amino acids)
Source: RefSeq, a predicted model, not a curated record
GAAGACCAAGAAUAGGAACGGCAUGCCUGACAACGAUCUAUCGAAGUCAAUCUGCGCAUCAUGGCUGCCGGGUCUGUCAUCUUCUUGACCGGCGCUCCUCCCGCCAGCACCUUGUCUUGGAACGAGCAUGAGCUUCCAUCACACUUCAAUUUCCGGCAUCGCCGAUUCUUACAGGCUGAUGAACAGGGCGAGACCACGCAAGACUCGCUUGCUCUUGCCACACAAUCUCUCGCAAAAUGGCGAGAGCUUGAAAUUCAUGGUCAACAUCAUGCUUCGGAUAACGCCAAAGAAAGGGAAGUAGAGCCAGAAGCUACGCAGUUCUUGUCACUUCAUCACGACGACUCGAACAACGACAAUGCCGAGCACACGGACUUCUUAGAACGGUCUUUAUACGCACUGCAAAACCUCGCCUCAUCUCAGAUUGCUGUCCCAGAAGAUACGGUCUACGAUGAGACCACUUUUGUGACUGGAGCUUCCUCCAACACCACUUUGUCAACUGAGCUAUCUUACCAGACCAGUACGAGCUCUGCAUCGGACAAUAUCGAACAGCAAGUUGUCAAUUUCAAUGGACCGAUCACAGACCUCAAACGCAUUCCCAAUGCUCGAUAUCUUGAGUCAAUUCAUCCUCAAACCAUGACGAUCAACGUACUGGUUGGGGUCAUUGCAGUACAGCCAACUCGCACUGUCCAGCUAAGAAAGCGCACAGGCGAAAUGGAUAUCGUCGAGGUCGUGGUCGGCGAUGAUACUAAAGCAGGAUUCAACAUCAGCUUUUGGCUGCCACCCAUGGACAGCCAGACCCACAGAAGCAGGGUUACCAAUUAUCAGCUUCGAGAUGUGCUGCAAGGCCUCAGAUCAGGAGACAUCAUCCUCGUCACCCAUAUCGCUCUGGGCGAAUUCAAGAACAAUGUCUUUGGCCAAAGUCUCAGCAAGCGAAUCACUAGGAAUAACACCUCUAUUGUGCUGUUGUCGUCGAAUGUGACUGGUUUGCCGCCGCCGCUCGUGGCCAAGCUGAAUCGAGUGAGAGACUGGAGUAGUCACUUCGUUGGCAAGAAGGACUUGAAGCGAGCUUCUUCUCCAGAUAUCACGCUAGGAGUUGUCAGCAAAAAGGCGAAGCGCAUGCUCCCUCCAGAUACACAGCCUGGAGAGCUUUGA